Dromiciops gliroides (monito del monte) is the source of this 2397-nucleotide messenger RNA. RefSeq names its product adhesion G protein-coupled receptor G7 (gene ADGRG7). Gene Ontology annotation, cellular component: membrane. Lineage: Eukaryota; Metazoa; Chordata; Mammalia; Microbiotheria; Microbiotheriidae. Gene Ontology annotation, biological process: cell surface receptor signaling pathway; G protein-coupled receptor signaling pathway. Bases 1 to 2397 code for a protein of 798 amino acids. The transcript has 16 exons. Gene Ontology annotation, molecular function: G protein-coupled receptor activity. The record is from RefSeq and is a predicted model, not a curated record.
AUGUCUACCCGCUGCAGCUGCACCCUUAAACAGCUGGUGGGGAUUAUCUGUGUGCUGAUAACUGCCAUUCUUCUGGGACUAUGCAUUUGGAGACUUAUGGUCUGGAUGCAAAGAGCAGCAAUAUCCCCACCCGAAUCUUUUAAUUUCUGCAAGAAUGGAGGCACCUUGGAGAAGAAUGGAUGCAUUUGCCCAGAACAAUGGAAGGGAUGGAGGUGCACUAUAAUUAAUUUCUGUAACUACAGCACCUAUGAUGACACCACCUAUGGAAAAUUCCAUUUUGACAAAAUCGUAGUGGGUAAAUAUGGACCUUCGAAAGAAAAAUGUGAAAGUGACACCAAAAAUGCGGGCUUCCCAAAGGCAACUCGGCUCUGCACCACGGACAUUUAUAGUAACAUAACCUUAGAAGAUCCUUCAAUGGUGAAUUGUAAUCAAGACCUGGAGAUGCUAGCAACUCAGAUAGAAAAUAGUGAAGCAAAUUUCACAGAAAUUUCUUUUAAAACCCUGGGCUUAACCAGCAAUGCAGACGUGCUGACCAGUCAGAACAUCUCAUAUGCUGCCACUGUGGUGGAACAGAUUUUCAACACGUCCAAGAACACAUCGACUGAUGCAAAGAAAUAUGCAGUAACAACAGUAAGCCAACUUCUAGAGGCCAAUGAAGAUGUUUUCCAAAAGGCUGGCAACUUUGGAAACCUCACUAAAGAAUUGGAGAAUUAUUCCUUGGAUUUAAAGAAUGAUUCUGUAUUCCAACCUAACAUUGCCAUCCAGUCUGUUGACCUAUCUACAGAAAAUAUUUCAGAGUCUGUAACUGUUCUUUUAUCAGUCCAAAGAGGAGAUAAUGACAUUCUGAGUUCACAACGAACAACGAUAGAUAUAAAUGAAAAGGAGCUGAAACCAGAGGACCAAACAGAGUUGCAGAUCUUAAUCAAUACCACACAAAGCAUCAACAAGCAAUUUGGUUUUGUUCUGUAUCAGAAGAACAAAUUUUUCCAGUCAAGAACGUUCACCAGCCGGUCAAAUUUUAGUCAAAGAGUUGUUGCAGGCAAAGUUUCUGAUAGUGAUCCUAAUAGUACAACGAGGGAGGAAGUUUCAGAUGUUUCUGUUGAAAUGAUCUUUAAACCAAAGUACGAUAAGUUGCAAUUCCAGCUGCGUUCCUAUGCCUGUGUCUUUUGGAACGUUACAAAGAGUGAUUGGGACACCUACGGAUGUAAAAAGAAACCUAGCAACAACUCUCAGUUCCUUGGAUGCCAAUGCAACCACACCACGAAUUUUGCUGUAUUAAUGAGUUUUGAUAACAAUUACAAAUAUCCUGACUCUCUAAAUAUCAUAUCUAACAUUGGUUGUGGAUUAUCCAUUGCUGGUUUGGCUCUUACAAUUAUCUUUCAAAUUACUACCAGGAAGCUAAGAAAGACUUCAAUUACCUGGGUGUUUGUGAGUCUCUGCACAUCUAUGCUGAUUUUCAACAUCCUCUUCCUCUUUGGAAUAGAAAACUCUAAUAAAAAUAGCAUCAGGAUGAAAAGCCCUGAAAAAGAUGACAACGUGAUCCCUCAAUUUGAUAUUGAAUUUCCAGAAAAUCUUACAUGCACAGUGAUGGCUGCUUUACUGCAUUAUUUUCUGUUAGUGACAUUUACCUGGACAGGACUCAAUGCUGUCCAACUCUACUUUCUUCUGCUGAGAACCAUGAGGCCCCUCCCUGAACAUUUCACCAUCUUUCUCUCUCUAAUUGGAUGGGGAUUACCUGCUAUAGUAGUGUCUUUAACAGUGGGAAUUAUUUACCCGUUAAAAGGGGAAUUAGGAUACCGACAAGAGAUAAUAUGUUGGCUUGCAGUUCCAAAAGAUAACAAUUAUUUGGAGAGUCCAUGGUUGUGGUCAUUCAUUUUACCAGUAUCCAUCAUUCUCAUCGCUAAUGUUGUAGUAUUUAUUUUCAUAAUAGUCAAAGUUCUGUGGGGAAGAACAGACAACUUGACAAGCACAAAAAAGAGCUCAGUCAUGAAGAAGAUUCUUAGCACAUUAUCCAUUGCUGUGGUUUUUGGGCUUACUUGGAUUCUGGGUUACCUGAUGCUAAUAGAUGAUAACAAUGUAAAAGCCAUCUUCAACUAUUUAUUCUGCUUCUUCAACACAACACAGGGAUUGCAAAUUUUUUUCCUUUACACUGUUAAAACAAAAGCCUUCCAGAAUAAAGCUUCUGAAGUGUUCAAGUCAAUGACAUCUGCUGCUAGGAGGAUUAAAAUGCCUUCUCUGAAGACAAUUUCUCUACAUUCACAAGUGUAUGAGUUGAUUAGUUCCGUUCCAAGCAAGAUCGAGCAUUUUAGGCUGCUGGAGUCAUCUCUGACUACUCAGGAAACAUUCCUUUCUGAAAGUAGCCAAAAUAUUUCACACUACAAAACUAUAGAAGUAUAA